CAUCACCUUAAACAAAGCUUUCUCUUUUUCUCACAGCAAUGGUGAUUUCCUCUUCCGCCCACCAAAUCUCCCCUUCCUUCUUCCAUCUCCGCCUCCGCAUUCCCGCCACGUCUCCUGCUUCCUCUCGCCUCAUCAAGCACGGAGACGGAGGAGGAGGAAUCGCCUUGUUGACGAUCCGAGCUUACAUAGAGAAACCAAACUCCAUCUCAAGCUUCGCCAACACAGUCAUCGGUUCUCUACCCGUCGUCGGACUCCUCGCCAGGAUACUCAGCGAUGAAGGCGGCGUCGGAAGAGAUUUAGUCGACUUCGCCGAGUUUAGGAAACGAGUUGGGAAUAAAUGCGCCCCUAGUGAUUCUAGAGCUUUCUACGAGUUCCAACAGCGAAGAGGCAAGGCAGGAGAACCUUUGUAUGUACUUCUUUGCUGUUGGGUUGCUGCAGUAGGUGCAGGGCUUCUUAAAUCUGAAGAGAUUCUUGAAGGUGUUACUAGGGUUAGCAUUUCAAAUGAUCUCGAGUUUGAAGAACAGAACUUUAUUGCUUUGAUGACUGAAGCUAGACAGAGAAGGGCGAAGUUGAACGUUGCAGCGCCAACGAUCCCUAUGGAACUAAGAGUCGAAAAGGCUCUUGAAGGUAUAUAUGCUUGUUGCUUCAGGAGGGGAGUUAUUGAAGAGGAAGAUGAGCAGCUUCUUCUAGUGAUGCUAACUGCUGUUUUCCCGUCGGUGGAGAAGUCUGAGAUAGAGAGGAUCAUCAAAGAGAAGGCAAUGAGAGUGGCGGAAGGAGGAGAAGAAGAGAAUCUCAUGGCUGAGCCGAAACGGCUGCGUAAAGAAGCUAUUCAGAUGCAGAUGAAAGAUCUUGAGUUCCUUCAACAGCAAAACAUAGAAUCUUAACAAUGGCCAAACAUGUGUUCCAAACAUGUGUUCACCUUUAAGUAUGUACCAUGUGUUUGUUACUUUAUUCAAAAACUAAGCAGUUCAUAGUCUCUAGGAGGAGACGUGUGUGUGUAGUAGUUUUGUUGAAAUGAUGUUGUAGAGAGAAGAAAGGAACCUUUAUACUUAAGAGCAUGAUUAUCCCUUAAAUU
Molecule: messenger RNA, 1075 nt
Organism: Brassica oleracea var. oleracea
Lineage: Eukaryota; Viridiplantae; Streptophyta; Magnoliopsida; Brassicales; Brassicaceae
Exons: 3
Coding region: 39-884 (281 amino acids)
Biological process (GO): photosystem I assembly
Source: RefSeq, a predicted model, not a curated record